Pseudophryne corroboree (corroboree frog) is the source of this 3947-nucleotide messenger RNA. RefSeq lists its product as uncharacterized. The record is from RefSeq and is a predicted model, not a curated record. NCBI's taxonomy places the organism in Eukaryota, Metazoa, Chordata, Amphibia, Anura, Myobatrachidae. The coding region runs from base 2415 to 3611 and encodes 398 amino acids. The transcript has 7 exons.
AGAGAGCAGCUGUGAUGUCUAUGGAAACGCUGUGCUGGGAUCUCUGUACAGAGAGCGGCUGUGAUGUCUAUGGAAAUGCUGUGCUGGGAUCUCUGUACAGAGAGCGGCUGUGAUGUAUAUGGGGAAGCUGUGCUGGGAUCUCUGUACAGAGAGCGGCUGUGAUGUCUAUGGGAAGCUAUGUAUUCUGUAAAUGUAGAGAUGUGCCCUGUGGGCACAUCAGUGGUGCUGUCCCUGGCUGGGGACAGCGCUGGGGCAGCUUGUCUGUCCCCAGCGCUGGGUGCGUGGCGGCGGCAGGUGUCCGGUGCAGGGAUUACCCUUUUCCCUGCACCGGACCGGAGGCUGCGGAGAGGUUCAAAUAUUGGCGCCUUCCGGGAGCCAAUCGCGGCUCCCGGAGCGGCGGCCAAUCGGAGAGGGGCGCGGCGAGCCAAUCGGCGCUCGCCGCAUCAUAGGCCCCGCCCCCGGCGUCUGACGUCAGACGCCGGGCGGGAGCCGAAGAGAAAAGGGCCGCGCGCGCGGAAGCGCGCGAAGAAAGCAGCCGGGACCUGGAGAGAGGAGUCGGCGCGCCAGAGCGCAGAAGAGAGUCCGGCGCGGAGGAGAAGACGACGGCCGUGGGAAGAAGAGCUCCGGUGGCCGCUGAAGAGGCCGGAAGACGUCGGGCUCCUACAAGAAGAUGUCCAGCGGCGGCUGGACGCGGAGCAGCGGAGGCGACGCCGCUGGCCAGGACGGGUCAGCGGCAGAAGAGGGCGCAGGAGACCCCUUGGAGCAGGUGAGGCCUCAGUGAGGCUACUUCCACCUCCUCUCCUUUCCUCCCUAGACCACCGGGUGUUCGGGCAUUAGGCCCGUGGGCAGAGUCAGGCCCUCCCGGCCUGUGGGCAAUCAGUAGGGCCCUCCCGGCCCGUGGGCACAGUCAGGCCCUUCCGGCCUGUGGGCACCUUUAGUCGGGCCCUGCGCAGUCGGGGUUGCCCGUGGCCCGGCUAAGACUUGGGGGUCACCAUUUGGGUAGUUUGGGUAUUAGGCCCAAGCUACCCCUCCAGCGCCAGUUAGGCGGGCAUUAGGCCCGAGGGCAAGUACAGGCAAUAGGCCUGAGGAUACAGUAGGGGGCACUAGGCCCUACUUCAGUUGGCGGCCGCUAGGGAUAUAUAAAGGUGAUGCUGGGUACUAGGCCCAGGUCACCCCACGAGUGACAAGUUAAGCGGGCGCUAGGCCCGUGAGUGAAAUCAGGCCUCCGGCCUGUGUGCAGUCAGGGGGCGCUAGGCCCAGUGGAUAAGUGCCCCCGAGGUGAAUAAAGGUGGCACUGGGCACUAGGCCCAGGCCACCCUGAGGUGUUAGGUAGGCAGGUCCGCUUGACCUGAGCCCUAUAGAAGGAAGUGUACAGGAGGUGGGCAGGCUGUGUGGCGCCCACCCCCUUCCAGCGGCAGGUAGGGAUUUAAAGGGACAGCACCGUGUGAUCUUGUAUUCCGAUAUUGUGAUGUAUGUUGUUACCGUGCAGGGCAAAGUGUCUGUUUGUUUUAAGUUUGUGCAUAGUUGUGUUGCACCACUCACACGAGCUAGUUUGAGGGCUCUGUUUAUGUAGCUAGUGUAGCGGACGCACACUAGGGUAGUUCUAGGCCCUGCACGGCUGUUUCUCUCUUUGCCUCCUUACAGGGACCUGUAAGUGGAGAAGAUCGGAGUACAAGACGUAGGACGGUGAGUAACAUCGGUCUGUGUGUUCCUUCUGUGUGUGUCCCUAUCUGUCUCCCUUCCUUCAGGGCGAACGGUGAGCCUUGCACGCCGGUGCAAGGUAGAAUUUCCACCUGGUGCGAGAGUGCCAAUAGGUGAAAUUCGGGCUCUGAGGCGGACGCAUGGGAUGACCCUCACCUAGCCCGAAAGCACUAUUUUUCUCGGGGUCAGGGGGCGUUUCGGUCCACAGUUAGGAGGACGGCACUCAGCAAUCUCCUUCCUCCUAGGUCGUCGUGUCCGGGUCCGACGGAAGAUUUGCCAGGUCCGUUGAAGGUUCCGGUACCUGAAGGUGAGAGAGAGCAACGCCUGAGACAGACAAUGCAGAACAUCAAUAACAAAUAUGAUGUCAUGUGUACAUCCGAUGAUGAUUUGCCAAGUUAUCAAACGACCCAUGUAAUCACAAAUACAGAGAAUUUUGAUUCAGUUGAAGAUAGCCCAUUUGGUUUAGAUUUCAGCAUUAUACCCGAUUUUACUAAUAUUUUGGAAUUGGCUCCAGCCUAUUCCACAAAAAUGGAUGAUGCGACGGCUGACGGUAUUCUACGGGACAUAUUGAACAAACCUGAAUAUUGUCACAAUGCCGCUAUACAGACCAGCAAUGUUGUUGAUGAGCGACCGUUUUUCCCCACGCGACAGGGGGUCGGGCUAAAACAUUUGAAUAUAAAGCAGAUGAUGCUGUAGCAAGGCGAUAUGAUCCUAUGAUACCAACAGGCCGUGAUACAGUCGCGCAAAUACACAGGCCUAGUACAAACGGGAAAACAUCAAAACGCACAACCUCCGCUGAAACGGAGAACCAUCAAUUCGCAGCAGCAGAUGACGCUGUAGCAAGGCGAUAUGAUCCUACGAUACCAACAGGCCGUGAUACAGUCGCGCAAAUACACAGGCCUAGUACAAGCGGGAAAAUAUCAAAACGCACAACCGCCGCUGAAACGGAGAACCAUCAAUUCGCAGCAGCAGAUGACGCUGUAGCAAGGCGAUAUGAUCCUACGAUACCAACAGGCCAUGAUACAGUCGCGCAAAUACACAGGCCUAGUACAAGCGGGAAAAUAUCAAAACACACAACCGCCGCUGAAACGGAGAACCAUCAAUUCGUAACGCCGUCGAUUGUACAUAACAGCCUAAAGGAUGUUGCUAGGUCAUCGGUUAUGGUGGUGCAUAACGGUUGUAUCAACCCGAACAAACGAAGGCCGGCUCGACCAAGAACGAAUGAGAGAAGUCAUAAUUCAGCAUUUACAGAUCUUAAAAGAAAAUUGUCAUAUUCCGAAAAUGAUAAGCCGCAACGGAGAAGGAUCGCGUUACAAACUGUAUCAGGCGUAAGUAACGAUGUUGCUGUAACAUCAAAACACACAGCGUUUAACACUGCAGACCGGGAUGUCGCUGGUAAUACAAAGACUGUAAAGGUUAAGAGGGCAUCGCGACUCUCAAGAAGUAAUGUUAAGCAAUUGCUGCAAUCAGCUGUAAUCACAAUUCCAGAUACACAGGUUUGUUCUGAAACAGAAACAAGGCACAUAGCAGGCAUUGGUUUGUUAUCAAAUAUUGACUCAAGAAGUAAUGUUAAGCAAUUGUCGCAAUCCGAUGUCAUCACUAUUCCCAAUACACAGGAUUGCUCUGAAACAGAAACAAGACACAUAGCUGGUAAUCCUGUAAUAUCAGAUAUUGAUGACAUAAAUGGGCAAGAGCUUAUUACAAACUGUGUAGAGUCAACGACACAAGAUCCACAGAAUAGUUCUGAUGAAGUAUUAUCAGCCGUUGCAGGAAUUCCUGGUAAUACUAUAACGGUUGAUUGUGUAACAUCAAUGCCCAAUAUUUUUACAACGACAGCCAUGGUACACGCAUCGGCUGAUGCUUGUGCACCGGCGCGAGGGAUAGCGCCCGACAUAGUUGAUGAAUGUUAGAAUACAGAACAAUUAGGCCAAGACGCCGAAAUACAAUUUUACGCGUUGUUGGGUAAGAUACGGGAAGAUGUUGAGAACAUGGGUGUAAAAGCCAGAUAUUUGUUAAAACACAUUAAAGGUGUGAGCCAUGGUAGUAAAUGUAAACAAGACAUUGUUAAAGAAGUUGUUGAGACGUAUAUGAAUGUCAUGUCAAAAUACAUAGAUCGGUCAGUUAAGACAACUGAAUUUAUUAAAGCCAACAUACAUCAUUUUGCAGAAAUAAAUGAAACUGAGCCGUGACUAGGCAUGUUAGGCAAUGGUUUGAAACGUGUUUUAAAUUUAAAUGCCUGUAAAAAA